Messenger RNA from Fulmarus glacialis (Northern fulmar), 977 nucleotides. Its product is annotated as KIAA1958 ortholog. The record is from RefSeq and is a predicted model, not a curated record. NCBI's taxonomy places the organism in Eukaryota, Metazoa, Chordata, Aves, Procellariiformes, Procellariidae.
CGUAUUCAGCUAAGCUCAACAAGUUUCCCAUCUUUAAUUUUGAUGACAACCUCAAGCACCUGUGUAUCAGUGCUGUGAGCCCCACCACCACCAAGGCCACCCUCUAUGCUCUCAACGUGUGGAGAUACUGGUGCAUGACCAAAGGACUCAGAGAUUACACGGACAUCACUAAGAUCCCAGCAGUGAAGCUCAAUGAACUCCUGGAGGACUUUUACAUCACCGUGAAGAAAACAGAUGGGUCUGACUUUCUAGCCAUGUCUCUCCACACUAUCCAACGAGGCCUGGACCGGAUCCUCAAGAAUGCUGGUGCUGGUUUCUCCAUCACCAGCAGCACGUUCAGCUCUUCCAGCAGAAAGCUCAAGGAGAAGCUUAAGGUCCUGAGCAAGGCUGGGAUGUCUGGUGCCUGCUUUCGCCACGUUGUCUACUUCUCCCUUUCUGACGAGGAAGAGACGGAGGACGGAUGCCUGGGAGAUGACAGCGCCGUAGCCCUGCUGUCCACGGUGGUGAAAUACAACAGCCAGUACCUGAACACGCGAACCUUACAGGACCAUGCGGACUUAAUGUUUGGCAUCAUUGAAUUGCUCAAAGACUCCCAGAACAGGCCGUUUUUUGCCAAAACAGAUAGCGUGAAGCAAGAAAACAGGGUGAAGGCGAACAGAGCGUGUAACGGCCGGAUCUGCCACGAGCACUGAAAAGGGCACAAGCUCUGCCCAUACUGCCUCCUCUACAAGUACAUGUACGUACAUUGGCCCCCACCGCAGAUGGAGGCCAGGUCUUCUUUCUACCUGAUGGUCCGGGAGGAGGUCAGCAGCAUGGGGAACGUCUGGUACGAGGAGCAGAGGAUGGGGCUCCGCUUCCUCAGCGGUGUCGUCCCCAGGCUGGUGAAGAAAGUGAAGCUGGAGCACUGUGAAAAUUCUAUUUUUGUCUCCUUCACUCAGGCUUCCAGGAAGUUCGUUCCCCUUAGCUCUUACCAGUAA